AUGUUAGGGCUGAAUCUACGCCUCGAGCUAGAAGAGGAGGAGAUCACCGUGGUGGUCGGGGCGUAUAGUCCCCGAGAGGGAGAAAAGCUCGUGAAACUUGUUCAGGACCUGGGCAGAUAUGGCAGAUUUACCAAGCCCAUUGGCAGGCCAGGGUUUGUUUUUUAUGAUGGCAUGACCGAGUUCAAAAGAGAGUGCCAUCGAAUUGGCGAGGCAACCUGGGACACUAAUACUGAGGCCUCUGAGCUGCUCAAUAUUUGUGCAUUUCAAGGCCGCCUCGCAAAUGUUGGUUUCCUGAAGCCUCGUGAGCUGAUGAUAUGGUGGAUGAGAGAUACAUUGGAGCGGCUUGCAACGAGUUACGCAUGGUCUACGCUUGUUAUCGCAAUGGUCCUCGACCCAGAGCCUCCGGCCGAGUCUGACCAAGUCUUCCAAACGAACGAGCUGUACGACGGUCCAGUAUUGGGCCUGGAGCGUUGGAACUUUUGGCAGAGAAGGUUCGCGGAGAUUUCGAUCUCUGAGCAAUAUCCAGUCAAUGACGAGGCCCGCCGAAUUGCUGGUGACGCAGCAGGCUACAUGGCAGCUCUGGCGCGUACUGGUAGUGCUCAUGCGUGGUGA
Aspergillus versicolor CBS 583.65 is the source of this 612-nucleotide messenger RNA. RefSeq lists its product as uncharacterized. The transcript is spliced from 4 exons. NCBI's taxonomy places the organism in Eukaryota, Fungi, Ascomycota, Eurotiomycetes, Eurotiales, Aspergillaceae. The record is from RefSeq and is a predicted model, not a curated record. Bases 1 to 612 code for a protein of 203 amino acids.